This is a messenger RNA of Hemibagrus wyckioides, 10218 nucleotides long. Its product is annotated as IQ motif and SEC7 domain-containing protein 2. Bases 1873 to 6780 code for a protein of 1635 amino acids. Gene Ontology annotation, molecular function: guanyl-nucleotide exchange factor activity; protein binding. Lineage: Eukaryota; Metazoa; Chordata; Actinopteri; Siluriformes; Bagridae. Gene Ontology annotation, biological process: regulation of ARF protein signal transduction; actin cytoskeleton organization. The transcript has 17 exons. The record is from RefSeq and is a predicted model, not a curated record.
GUGUGUGUGUGUGUGUGAGUAAGUGUGUGUGUCACUGUGUUCAUUGCGGCUCUGCCCGAGGAGAAAUUUCACCGCCGAGUCAAACGGCUUUUUGGAUCCAAGAUGGCCGUCUCAGCGCACCCAGUUUCCCUCAGUAUGUAUCGCUAGCUUUACACACAUAACGAACGCCUGAACCUCAGCUCAAGAGAAAUGUAUAUCUACUUCGGAAGUGGCACUUUGAAUUUGAAAUUGUUCCCGGUUGGGAAGAGGCAAUGAGGUAAGAAAAGGUAGGUUGGGAGGGGAGACAUUGGCGUUGACGCAUGUGGACAGCGUGGACACUGCGGUGGUGGAGGCUGAAUGGCGGAAAGAGGCGGCAGGUGCAGCACAGAGCAUCACAGGGAAGCAAGCCACACUACACAAGGACUGCUCAGCCGAAGCUAAUGUGAAUGUGCUACUAAUUCGCUGGCUCUCUAAGAAGCUGCUGAAAUGAAUCGUGUCCAGCUCGCUGUGUACGUGUGUGUGUGAGUGUGUGUGUGUGUGUGUGUGUAAGACAUGGGCAGCUGCGCGCUGCUUGCCAAUUAGGGAGCGAGUCAUAAAUACACACGAAGGCGAAGGCGAAGUUGGUUAAAUGCUGCCGUAUAGCCUGGUGCUAGCUGUCUGAAAUGAACAGGCGAAUAUGUUAACAGCUGAUGGAGGAAUAUAAAGCUUUACACCUUCGUAAAGCAACCUGCUGCAGUAGAAAAUGACUGGAAAUCAAUGGAAAAGCAAUGUAACCAUUCGGCAAAGGCGAAGGAGCUUCGGGGAUGACUAACGACAAAACGGAGAAAGAAAAGCAGCGGAUCUGGACACUGCAUCUUCCUCUGCCGUUUUGAGGAAUAAACGAGCAAACCUCAGGCGAAUGAAGAUCAACCUGGAGUAGUCAGAAUCAGCAGAGAACCAGGCUUCAGUCAUGUGUAGUGACAGGUAGGUUAUAGUGCAUGCGAGGUGAGGAACAGAGUGUGUAUGUGGUCAGUCUGCCACUGCAAUGCAUGAACGUGGGACGUGGACACUGAGAUGAUUGUUCCGAGCAGGAUUCCAUGUUUACAAGGCACAGCAGAUAUUAAAGCGGAAGACUUGAAAGAUAUGGAGAGCCAUGAGGUUGAGAAGAAGCGAGAGAAGAUCAGAGCUGGCUUGGUCCCAUUAAGACAUGCGCACAUCAACCAAUUUUGCACUGCGGUGUAAAAGGUUCAACUUUUGUAACCCCCCCUCCUUUCCUCAGAAUCUCUGGGGGAAUGGCUCAGCGAGAAAAUGUCUCCCAGCCUCUUCUCCACGCUAUGAGUCAUGAAGGCUCUGUGGCGAGCAAGCAUCUGCACUGCUGCGACAUUUGACAUUCAGCUCCAUGCUGGAGAAGGAAAGGAGACGCCAGUAUGUGCUGGAGACGCAGAUGAAAGCAAGACGGUUUCACUUUCUUCAUUACGUCUCAGCUACAGGAAUCGGACAUGUUGGUAAGAUGCUGACUCGUUGAAUGGCAGAGGGGAAAUGCAUUUAUCUCAACAGAUGUCUUGUUUAAGUUGUUGCAUGGUGAACCCUAUGAAAGGUUGAGAAUCUGCUGACUCAGACAUUCCCAUCCAUUCUCUUCUAUCUUUAUGCAAAUCUGAAACUCGGAUCGUCAAAUGAUUCAAACACUUUGACUCAGAAUAUUCUUUCUGUCCUUAACGGAAAUCAGCAGGAGAGUAAAAACAGUGUGUAUGUGUUCAAUUCCUCUCCGACAGCCAGCAUUUAGUUUGCUUUCUCUCCCCCCCCACUAGCAUCACGUGGGGGGGAGAGCUGUCAUAUUUGGGGUGAUUCUAAUCCCACAGCUCCAUCUGUGCUCCAGCACUGAACAGCUGUUCCAGGGUACAAGGUUGCUUAAGCAUGGACACGGGCCAGGGCAGCCCGGAGAGCCCCAACCGGGCUGUGGAGUACCUGUUGGAGCUCAACAACAUCAUCGAAAGCCAGCAGAAGUUGUUGGAGACACAGCGGCGGCGCAUCGAGGAGCUGGAGGUGCAGCUGGACCGCCUCAACCAGGAGAACAAGGACCUCCGACUGGACAGGCAACCAUGUCCACCCCCACCACCGCCGCCACUAGGGGCCUCCAAUCAGACCCAUGGGCACUCUUCACACGUGCAGAACUCGGCCACUGUGUACCCCAUUCAGAGCCACAACAACGUGCCAGGCCCUAACCCCACAUCUGCCCCGGCCCCUCCUCCCCCUCCUCCGCCCGUGCCUCCACGAGACCGGCGCGUUGUCAAUGCGCAUACGCGCCUCAGCCGUGGCCUGUCCACUGGGUCCAACCCGACAGAAAAUGAGAGGGACAGAGAAAGACACAGAGAGACUGUCAGCACCGGCACGGCCACCACUCUGCAGAGACAUCUCUCUCACCACCCUUCACCCUGCUGGAUCUGUAGGCCAGAUGGAGACUACAACAAACACAGGUCACCACCCUAUUCCACCUGUACUACUAGUUGUUCCAAUCCUACCACCACCACUCCUGCUACUUCUCCUCCUGCUACUACUACUACCUCUCUCCACACCAGUCUGAGCGCAAACAGCCACUCGAGCCAGCACCAGUACUGCUGCCCCGCGCGGCUUCUGCUGCCCAAGCCGCCAUGCCAUGCCCUCCCCCCUGCCCGGCAUCCGGAGCAGGCAAGUGUGGAAGGGGAUCCUCACUGUGGGGACACAAGCAGUUUUUCAGAGAGCUCCUGCAGUCAGGGCCCAUACCUGGCCCUUUCAGACCGAUACGGGAAGGUUACAGGAGAGCCUCUGGGCUCCCAGGGGCCUCCUGUGGCCCCUCCCAGCCCGGCAAGUCUGGCCUGGGCCCAGCGCACGCGCCUUCAGCCUGCCAGCCUGGCUCUGCGUAAGCAGGAAGAAGAGGAGAACAAACGCUGCAAAGCACUCUCAGACAGCUAUGAGCUCUCCACAGACCUGCAGGAUAAGAAGGUGGAGAUGUUGGAGAAGAAAUAUGGUGGUUCGUUCCUGAGUAGACGAGCAGCCCGCACCAUCCAGACGGCUUUCCGGCAGUACCGCAUGAAUAAGAACUUCCAGCGACUGCGUAGCUCAGCCUCAGAAAACCGCAUGACGCGUCGUAUUAUCCUCUCGAAUAUGCGCAUGCAGUACUCAUUUGACGAGCGUCAGCCGCAGGUGCAGCCUCAAACCCCGCAACAACAGCAGCAGCUCUACCCUCCUCGUCAUCCCUCUUCCCUGGCCAUGGCUGGCCAGCAGAGUUCAGCUGACACAGAGCAGGAGACAGAAUCACCUUCACACUGCCCUUCUGACCGGGAGGAUUACUCGCACACGGACGAUGCCUUUACCAAACAAGUGACAUCACUGGCAGACUCAAUGGAUAACACUCUGACUUGUCAGUCUGGGCGUGUCGACUCCCAGGAGGGUGAUGGUGGAGUCGAAAGUGAGGAUUUCAGUGAGUGUGUCUGGAGCAGCAAGGUCCCAUCUCGGCGUGGGAUACCGACAAGUGAGCGAGAGAGGACAGCGGGGACACUCGGGGGCAUGCAUGAGGACAGCACAGCUACAUCCUACAGUGAUGUAACUCUGUACAUGGAAGACGGCGUGCCUUCAUCACCACUUUCCAUGGAACGUGCACCCAGUAGCACUGAUACCGAGUACUGGGGGCUCGGCGGCACAACAGGUGGACGAGAGGACAGUCGAGAUGCAGAGGGUGGAGGCAGCAGCAACAGCCGGCGCAGCACACCGUGCACCGAGUGCCGUGACCAUCGGCUUCGUGGUGCCCACCUUCCUGUUCUGACUAUCGAGCCACCCAGUGACAGCUCCGUGGACAUGAGUGACCGCUCUGACCGCGGCUCCCUCAGCAGGCAGCUACUGUAUGAUCAGGAACCAACAGGAGGUGGAGGAGGAGGAGGUGGAGGUUCACCCCAGGGAACUCUCAAACACAAUCCAGCCCAGGGCCAGACUCGGCCUAUGGGUCGCCCAAUUCCCUCACCCCUCCCCACACACAUACCUCCACACCACGCAAUCCUGCUGCACCAGCAGCACCACCCCCACCUCCAUCACCCGCUGCAGCACCAUCACCACCACCAUCCACUAGCUCAUCUUCACCACCCCUACCAAGAUUCCUCUGUAUCAUCUACCCAGCCCCCGCUUACGCCGCUCUCUUCCACCUCGUCAGCACCACUACCCUCAACUGGCCUGGAGCCAUCUGAUGGGGACAACGACUCUCUUAACUCCACCACCAACUCCAAUGAGACAAUUAAUUGCAGCUCGGGCUCAUCCUCCAGGGACAGCUUGAGGGAACCUCUACCUGCACUCACCAAGCAGACCUACCAGAGAGAGAGCCGCCAUAGCUGGGACUCACCCGCAUUUAACAAUGAUGUGGUGCAGAGAAGGCAGUACCGUAUUGGUCUCAACCUUUUUAACAAGAAGCCAGAGAAAGGUAUCCAGUACCUGAUAGAGAGGGGCUUUAUGUCUGACACCCCAGUGGGCAUUGCACGCUUUAUCCUGGAGAGGAAAGGCUUGAGUCGUCAGAUGAUUGGGGAGUUCCUGGGCAACCGACAGAAGCAGUUCAACAAGGAUGUGCUAGAUUGUGUGCUGGAUGAGAUGGAUUUCUCUGGAAUGGAUCUGGAUGAUGCUCUCCGCAAGUUCCAGGCUCAGAUUAAGGUCCAAGGAGAAGCACAGAAAGUGGAGAGGCUGGUGGAAGCCUUCAGUCAGAGGUACUGUGUGUGUAACCCUGCGUUGGUGAGACAAUUCCAGAACCCUGACACCAUCUUCAUCUUGGCCUUCGCAAUCAUCCUUCUUAACACAGACAUGUACAGCCCUAAUGUCAAACCAGAGAGGAAGAUGAAACUGGAUGACUUUAUUAAGAACUUAAGAGGAGUGGAUAAUGGGCAGGACAUCCCGAGGGACCUGUUAGUAGGAAUCUAUCACCGUAUUCAGAAGUGGGAGUUGAGGACCAAUGAUGAUCAUGUGUCUCAAGUGCAGGCAGUGGAGAGAGUGAUUGUAGGCAAAAAACCAGUGCUCUCUCUACCCCACCGCAGACUUGUGUGCUGCUGCCAGCUUUAUGAGGUUCCUGAUCCUAACAGACCACAGCGGAGUGGGGUUCAUCAGAGAGAAGUCUUUCUCUUUAAUGACCUAUUGGUGGUCACAAAGAUCUUCCAGAAGAAGAAGACAUCAGUGACAUACAGUUUCAGACAGUCUUUUCCUUUAGUGGAGAUGCAGGUUCACAUGUUCCAAAACUCCUAUUAUCCUCAUGGUAUUCGGUUAACUUCAGCCAUCCCUGGAGGGGAGCGUAAGGUCCUGAUUGUCUUCACAGCACCGAGUCAGCAAGAUCGGACACGUUUUGUCAGUGACCUGAGAGAGAGCAUUGCUGAAGUGCAAGAUAUGGAAAAAUAUCGAGUAGAAUCGGAGCUGGAGAAGCAGAAAGGCGUUAUGCGGCCUGGACUCAUGAGUGGAGAUGUGAGCAAUGCGGUAGAUGGAAUAAAGACUGAGGCAGUGAAUGGUACUCUGGGUAGGCCCAGCCUCGAUGACACAUAUGCCACAGGGGAUGGGCUUAAGCGCACAGCACUCAGCUCAUCACUCAGAGAUCUCUCAGACACAGGAAAGCGGGGUCGCAGAAACAGUGUGGGCUCUUUGGAUAGUACCAUUGAAGGCUCCAUCAUUAACAGCCCACGGCCUCAUCAGCGUCUGCCUAUGGGGGGCGCUCUUCCCAGCUGCUAUGGGCUGGAAGACUACCGGCCUCACCGCCCCAUCCUGAGCCCCGGAAUAGGGGUGGGGGGUGGGCCGGGGCAGUUACACAACGCCGUAGGGAACGCUGGGGCAGGAGCGCUUCCCAACACUGGCGACCAAGGUUCCGGAGGGGGCAGCUCCGGUUCCUUCCUAGGUUCUCUGUUUGGCAGCAAGCGUGCCAAACCCCCGGCGCCACUUAUUCCCCCCGGGCCACCCUAUCCUGCUCCCGUGGCACCACCUACUACCGGGGGCCCGCCUCCUCCCUCACCUUCCUCCCUCAGCCAGUCCGACCUUGGCGGGCCCUCCAAAAUCCAGGCGCUGCACGCACAGUACUGCCACAACAAUAUCGGCCCGCCACCACCUCCAUACCACCACCAUCAGCACCACCGUUACCACAUACAGCUCUCAGCCGCCGGCCAUCCACACACUAUGCAUCACACUCUGCAGCGCAGCUCACUUCCCCGCCGUGGUUCACCCAUACCCUCACACGCUCCUCUUCAGCAACAGCACUCCCAUCAUGUCGUGCAUCAGCAUGGCCGCCACUCCAGCAUGGGCUGCACCCCUCCCCCAUUGUCUCCUCACUCGCCACAUUCACCCAUCAGCCCAUUCAGCUUCUUCCACACUCAUGCCCCACCGCCACAUCCCGCCAAGCUGCCACUGACACUGUCUCACUCCCAACCUCACCCCCAUUCUCACGUCCACUCCCACGUUCUCUCUCAUACCCACAGUCACGUCGGCCACAUCCACAGUCCCCAUCCGCUACUGCAUCAUUCCGCCCAUCAACCUCACUUUGUGUUCGCCCCACCUCCACAGGCCCCCUCCGCCAUCACAGCACGUCACGUGCCACAGGCUCCCGCACACUACCUGCCUCAGUACCCACCCCUGUCCUCCAUCCCGCCUCCUCCGCCGCACUCGCCUUUACCCCCUCCUACCUCCCCCCUCACCCCUCUUACACCGCUUACACCUCUCUCGCCGCUGCCACAACAAGUGCUCAACCAGGGGCCGGGAGCAGGAAGCACAGUGGGCAGCGCCAGCACAAGCGGCAGCUGCAAGUCAAAGCCCAUCAGUCGCAUCAGUACAGUAGUGUGAGACGCAGCAGAGCUCGCAGGGCAAGAUUUCACCGGAGGAGGAGCCGAAGCCCACGCAAGCGGAAACACACUGUUGUCCGACUUUGCUACUUCCACAUCCGCUUCCCACAUGUGUAAAGUGAGGGUGAUGGAGGGAAACCUAUAGCCGGGCUACUAAAUGCCUAUGCCAUUUGCUGUCGUUUCAUGGUGGCACUCAUAACAUCCAAAAUUAUUCAUCACUGCAAAAUCAGGAGGCUGAUAGAGGCAAGCCUUGAAAGAAGAGCUGAUUCUGUUGUUCCUCAGAAUUUGACAGAUUGGAAAGUGAGAUGGAAGUGCAGUCUUGCCAAAGGUGGAAAUUGUGAGAGGUUGCUGCCAACAUACAAUGCAAUUAACCAAGACUCAAAAGUUUUAGGGAUCCAACUGUCUGCUACGGAGGAGGUUAGGAUGCGAGUUUUACUUAGCCAGCCUAAUGAGAGUACAGAACACAAAAGAAGCAAGUUUUCAUGAACAGCACUGAAAAAGCAUGGACAUUAAAGCAACUGAGGUUUCAUGGAAAUCCUGUUUGCUCCAUUUUAACACUUAAUAUUUAUGUCAAAUGACAAUCAUUCCGGGUUGAAGCUAAAUUUUUUUAUUUCGUUUAUUGUUUUGUUUUUUUAACAGAAUUGAGUGAUACAUUCCACAUUCCUUCCCCUGGACUAAAUUGCUGUCAAUGUUGGACAACAGCUUCACAGCUUUAAAAGACUCAGCCACACACUUUUUGAACCAUAAAACAUCCUGAUUAUGUUAAAAGUAUUUUUUUUGUAAUAAAACAUUAUUUUGUGGAAAGUGACCAUUAUAGGAGAGAGAGCCAUUCGGGAGGCAGCGUUCCAGUAUUUCAUUCUAUGUUUGGAGUCUAAAAGAGAAGAUAUUUGAAUAUAGAAGAUUAUACGUAAAUGUAAUUGUGUUCUGAAAUCUGCAAAAACUAGGCAUAGCCCACUAAAAACCAAAAAAAAUAGUCUUAAAUCCUUAAAGAUAUUUUAGUUCUUUCCUCUCAGUUUGCUUUGCUUUUGUUUGUUUUUUUUGGAUGAAAUGGAAUUGUGUCUACAAGUAGGUGAAGAAUUUAAUAUUUUUAUUAUAUUAUAUUUAAAUUCUAUUUAUUUUUUCCCAGAAUGAAAUAAUAAGUUAAUAGUGAUUUAAUGUCAAAAUGACUUGAUAAGUCUGACUUGUCUGGUAAUUCUGUUCUAAUGACUUUUUUCUCUUUCUUUCAACACACUUUCGAGUCAGUAUGUACUUAAACAGGCUCACAUGACUUGCUAAUUACUUGUAUUUGGCAACUUAUUGCAUAGCCUUAGUGCCUAAUGUAAGGUUUUAGGAUCAGAUGAUCCUAAAUGUGCAGCACCCGAAGUUCCCAAAAAAAGAAAAAAGAAUAUAUUUACAGUGCUCGCAAGGCGAGCGCUGUAUUGUUAUUUCAUUUAAAUUUUGAAAAAUUCAUUGUAUAAAUACUUAUUUUUUACUCGACGGUCGGUUGAACUGAAUUAUAAACAUAAAUAGACAAAGACAUUCUCUCAAGCAUCGAUUGUACAGUACAAUUUACAAGAAUGAUAUGAUUCAAGUGUGUUUUUCGUUAUUAAUAUUAUGAUGUCAAAUAUUACUGAUAUUAUCCUUGAUAUUUUGAUGUAACACUUACUACUAAUAUGGAUAUUGUUUCUGUGCUGGUUCGUUUUCUAUUAGCCUUUUUUCAAUCUAACGCAGUGGUAUUUCAUGUGUACAAACGGAACUUUUGAGAAUUUACCUGGGCUCUACCUAUUUCAGGAACUUGUUUUGCUUGGAGAAAAAAACAAUUCGGUAUUUUACACCAAACCCAUUGCCAGAAGCCAUACACUUGUACUUAAGCCAGUCACUCUUUUAAAGAAUGUGAAUUUACAUCAAGUAACAUAUCUUUGCCCUUCUUGUUUCUAUAUGAAAGCAUGCUAAUAUGAUUGGUGCAUCUGUGCACACCAGCUAAUACAUUUCGCACUCGGUUGUCAGUGCAUCUCUUUGUAUGCUGCUUUUACGUUUCUGCGGAUAGUGUUCGCUCUAAGUGCAAGAGCUUUUAGUUUGUGCGCACAAUGAGUCAAGGCCUACAAGUGCAGUGCCUUGUUAGCAGAUCAUCUCCUGUCUCCAGCACCCCAGUAUAUGCACACACUCGCAUCAAACCCACACAGAAGGGUACACCUCCCCAAUCCUCUCUGACGUUCUGUCACUGUACAGACACUUUAUUUUAUACUUUUUAGGCCAUAUUCAGAGUUGAGUUAGUUUGAUACAGAAAUUGAGCACAGCUGUAUUCAAACUUUAGAAUUAUCAAGACAAAAGGACAGGUUUUUUGUUCUUACUUUUUGGAUGCAACCAUUCCCCAUACCCCUGGUAUAUUAUUAUUAUUAUUAUUAUUAUUAUUAUUAUUAUUAUUAUUAUUAUUAUUAUUAUUAUUAUUAUUAUUAUUAUUAUUAUUAUUAUUAUUAUUAUUAUUAUUAUUAUUAUUAUUAUUAUUAUUAAAUUAUAUAAUUUUUUUAAGCUUAGAGGGAAUAGGUGUUUUUAAGAGCAUGACCUGGACACAACUGAGGAACUUCCCAGGCAUUAAACAGCUUAUUUCAACUGUACUCAAAAAUCUGAUGAUUUUUUUUUUUUUUUUUUUUAAUUUCAUUUAACUCUGAAUAUGGCUCUAGACGUUUUUGAAAAAAACAUUUAACCAGGGCAAACCCACCUUCUGAUGAUUUUUAAUAUGUUCUUUUGUUUUUUUCAUAGUCUAUUACGUAUCACUAUGUGGAAUCUAAACAUUAGACUGUCGUCUAAUCCGGGACACGAUAGUUAGUCUAUAGGGCUGUUUAGCAAAGGACAUAUGUUCAGCAAGGUAGGAUGUCACGUCUAAAUUUUGAGCACAAACCUGAACAUUGUCCCAUCGCUCUCGAGGCUCCUGUGAGCUAGAUCGUAUCACUCUUGUGCUUGCAUUAAGUGUUAUGAGGCCUGAAGGACGACAGGUUCCAAAACAAACCACAGAUGACUAACAGACUUCUUAAAGUAGAUUCAGUAGUUUUGGAAAGCGUCUUUACUCCUGAUUGGAUAUGCUGAUGUCUUGCGCCAGUGUGCCAAUGUGUUGCAUGUUCUACUGCACUUAACUGAAUGACGCUGUAUAAAAACUUGAAUGUACAUAUAAGCUAUAACUAUAAAUACUCUGUAUUUACUCUGGAAUGGGCUGUGUUAUAAUGUCUAUAACUGGCUGGGAGCAGGGAGAUGAGCUAUUGUUUACACUGGGGGAACAAAAUGUAACUGUAAAGUUGUAUCAGUAUGUGAUUCAGAGCAGUAACUAUAUUUAAAGAGAUGACAUUGUAUGAAGUUUUAUUUGUAUAUAUGUACGACGUUUCCAUCACAACCUAAUUCAGAGAAAUUGUAUGUGAUUAUUUAUUGCUCUUAUUCUAUAAAAAUAUGUUCUUGCUGUUGGAAAUGG